Ahaetulla prasina is the source of this 3915-nucleotide messenger RNA. RefSeq names its product DNA methyltransferase 3 like (gene DNMT3L). NCBI's taxonomy places the organism in Eukaryota, Metazoa, Chordata, Lepidosauria, Squamata, Colubridae. Gene Ontology annotation, biological process: negative regulation of transcription by RNA polymerase II. Gene Ontology annotation, cellular component: nucleus. The record is from RefSeq and is a predicted model, not a curated record. Gene Ontology annotation, molecular function: DNA binding; DNA (cytosine-5-)-methyltransferase activity, acting on CpG substrates; enzyme activator activity. Bases 2574 to 3878 code for a protein of 434 amino acids. The transcript is spliced from 13 exons.
AUUGCUAAGCAGCAGAACACUUUGAUUUUUACACUGUUAUUCCAGAAACCCAAAAUAUCUCAGAAUAUAAUCAGGCAGAUAAAUAUUAACAUUACAGAAAUUAUCAGGUUAUAAUACUUUUAUAGAAUCUCAGUAGCUCAAAACAAAUGAAGGCUGAUUUGCAUAUACUUAAUUUGCAUAUGCCUACUUUGAAAUGUACUGGAAAAAACAUAUGCAAAAUCAAUCACAUCAUUUCUAUUAUAGCCGGGUGAUGGAAUGCAUGCAUUGAAGUAGCAUUACAAUAACUAUAAGUUCCAAGAGUCUUCUUGCAAAGAAUGUUUAGCACAAUUAAUGGCUGGGUAUAAUCAGGCUGACAAGAGGAGCAUCCUUGGCUCUUUGUGACAAAUAGGUGGUGUCACAGUGUGACACUAGAGGGCAGACAAGUAUAUCUUUUGCAUCAGUCAAUUUCGGGGUGUCAAGUUCUUAAUCUUUCGGGGUGGGAGGAAUCUUUGGAAUCUUUUUAAAAAAAAUAGUUUUAUUGAUCAUUUUUCAAGUUUAAAAACCACAAGUAAAAAAGAAAAAAUACAAAUACAAAUACAAACAGAUAAAAACACAAACAACAUAACAUAAUAUAAUUUUACAGCUGUAAUAUGUGUAAUAUUGGUAGUUCUUGUCUAUAGUUCUUGGAUAUAGAAUAGAAUAGAAUAGAAUAGAAUAGAAUAGAAUAGAAUAGAAUAGAAUAGAAUAGAAUAGAAUAGAAUAGAAUUUUUUAUUGACCAAGUGUGAUUGGACACACAAGGAAUUUGUCUUGGUGCAUAUGUUCUCAGUGUACAUAAAAGAAAAGAUACGUUCAUCAAGGUACAACAUUUACAACACAAUUGAUGGUCAAUAUAUCAAUAUAGAUCAUAAAGAUUGCCAGCAACAAAGUUACAGUCAUACAGUCAUAAGUGGAAAGAGAUUGGUGAUGGGAACUAUAAGAAGAUUAAUAGUAGUGCAGAUUUAGUAAAUAGUUUGACAGUGUUGAGGGAAUUAUUUGUUUAGCAGAGUGAUGGUCUUCAGGGAAAAACUGUUCUUGUGUCUAGUUGUUCUGGUGUGCAGUGCUCUAUAGCAUCGUUUUGAGGGUAGGAGUUGAAACAGUUUAUGUCCUGGAUGUGAGGGAUUUGUAAAUAUUUUCACGGCCCUCUUCUUGAUUCGUGCAGUAUACAGAUCCCCAAUGGAAGGCAGGUUGUAGCAAUUAUUUUUUCUGCAGUUCUAAUUAUCCUCUGAAGUCUGUGUCUUUCUUGUUGGGUUGUGUCUAAUAAACACAAUUAUGGUUCCAGUUCUAUCCUAUGUUCCACCACAUAUGAUAAAAUGUUCCAGAUUUAUGGAACAACACAACAACAGCCCUGGGGGGACUCUAAUACAUUUGGAGAAGAGGGCUCAUAUUUCAGUAAAUGAAGACAUUGUCAGUUGCAAAGGAACAGUUUAUAAAAUGACACCUCUAUCACUUCUUGAUAUAUAUGUCCUAUUAACCUGCUUAUCUUUGUCUCAUUUUCUGAGCAAGUGGACACAACUCCAGACUUAACAACGGACAGCAUCAACUCACUAUUUUUAUUUUCUUUUAAAAAAAGUUUAUGGAAAUAAAGAAGAUGAAAAGAGUUGAUAAUUUGCUUUGCAGCAUCCUUCCCCAUCACCCUUUUUUCUUUUUCUUUUUCCAAAAUUGCAAAAGAUCAGAUGCAGCAAGAAAUCUUGGGAGAAUGUAUGGAUAAUGUCACCCCUAUAUGCCAAGCUGGGGACCCCAGAUGGCCAUUCAUUUGACAUCCUAACAAGAUUCAGGCCAGAAAACUCCAAUGAAAUUAAGAUGGUUUAAAGUCAUAUGCCGUCUACUUUAAAGCAAACAAAUGAGAGUACCAAUUUGGGUGGGGGGAAAUCUGCCAUUGUAUAUUCUAGUAUUUCAAACAUCUUGUAUUUGUGUCUUUCUCAGUCUAGGCAACACCAGGGGCUCUCUACAACUAGAACAAUUUUUUCCAGCAGGCAGAAAAGAGGAUUCAUACCACAGCAAAUGGGAGGGGGCAGGUCAGGUUAGGGAAGACUGCUGCAUGAGAUUUUUAAAAUCUGUGCUAUAGAACAUUUUUAAACUGUGUUUUAAUAGAAAUUAACAGUAGGGUUGCCGUAACCUUUCCUCCAUAUGCGUUGAGUUUGAAGCUCUCAGAAUUACAAACCAACAUGGCCAAUGAGAGUGACUGGGUAAGGUGCCCAUGGAAAAUCGGAGUCUAAAACUGCGUCUUCCAUAUUCGUCCUUUUCCUCCUGUUCAGCAUCUUGGUCAUUUUAGCGUUCCCACGAAGCCUCGUGCUGCGGCUGUGGUUCAAGGCCGGGCAGAUUUUACCUAGACUUCGUAACAAUCCGUAACAAAAUUCCCUAUAUUGUACUUCGAAGCUGAAGGAUCUUUUCGGCCAGAAUUUCCUUUGUUUCUCUUUUUUUCACUCGCGGCGCGUUUCCGAGAACUGCUCACUUUUCUCUCCCAACACUCGCCUCCCAUCUUGGGAAAUCGCGCCACUUUCGCCUUGGGGAUCCUGGCCGCCGUCGGAAAGAACUUGCUCUCUGGGCCGACGGAAUGAGUUUGCUGUCUUCACUCGUGGCUCAAGACCAGAUGGCGGUUAUCGUAGUGGACACUGACAGCCACCCCGAAGAAACAUCCACCUUCUCCGAGACAGCUUUGACAUUCGAGGAUAGACGUUUUCCUGAGAUCAUCUCUGUCAGUUCAAUGGAAGGAACACCUCCUGCCGGUCUGCUUGGGCCAAACGCAAUAGACAGCUACAGUUCUGAUCUUGACAUUUCUACAAGUUCUGUGGAAGAAAUAAGCACCUCUAAGUUAAGCAAAGAAAAUAUUGCACAUGAAGUGAAAUAUAAUGAGAGGCAUAUUGAAGAUAUCUGUAUAUGCUGUGGAGGGUUUGAGAUUCACACUCAACAUCCUUUGUUUCAUGGAGGGAUGUGUGCUCCUUGUUCGGAAAAGUUUUUGGAAAGAUUCUUCCUGUGUGAUGAUGAUGGCUACCAAGCUGAUUGUACCAUUUGCUGCUGGGGCAAAUCUCUAAUAAUGUGUGAUCAUUCAGCAUGUCACAAAUGCUUUUGUGAAGAAUGUGUGGACACCCUUGUUUAUCCUGGGUGUGCAGAAAAAAUAAAAAAAACAACUACCUGGAUAUGCUUCAUGUGUGCACCUCAACGUGUAAAUGGAUUGCUAAAGAGGAGAAUAAAAUGGCGUGCAGUUCUGAAACAUUUCUAUGAUCAAGAAUCUAACAGCCCUAAUACAUGGAUAUAUCAGCUAUUGUCUCCAUGGGAGAGAAAGUCAAUCCAUGUGCUUUCACUUUUUGACAAUAUUACAGAGGAAUUGAAAAACUUGGGUUUUCUAGAGGAAAGGAGAGGCAAUGGAUACCUAAAGUACAUGGAUGAUGUCACAGAUGUGAUAAGAACAAAUAUAGAAGAAUGGGGUCCAUUUGAUUUUAUUUUUGGCUCAACUCCUCCUGUAGCAAAAUUUUACAAACAUCCAUCUGCCUGGUAUUUUUACCAAUAUUUUCGUAUACUUCAGUAUGGAAGUCCUGAAGAAAGAAAUAAAAAGCCAUUUUUUUGGCUAUUUGUAGACAACAUUGUCUUGGAUGAAGAAGAGAGAGAUGCAGCUUCUCGCUUUUUUCAGAUGGAAGCAGUUCUCAGAUAUAAACAAGAUGACAGCAAUGUCCAGAAUGCAGUGCAUAUCUGGAGCAACAUUCCAUCUGUUAAUAGCAAAUACUCUGCUUCAGCAUUGAACAUGGAUUUAUCUCUCUUGGCAGACAACAUUUGCAGAUCUAGAAUUUUCUCUCAACGUCCAGCUACACUGAUUAGAGAGUUUUUUGUUCCUUUGAAAGACUAUUUUAGGGCCUUUUCAUAAGCCAAUCUUGCACCUUGAAUCCAAAGCAAAGACUUUU